AUGACGAAAUUUGUGGUAACCAAGUCCUCGCCGCCGGUGCUCGUGAGUCCAUCGGAGCCGACGCCGGCGGUGACCAUCCGUCCGACCUCCACGGACAAGUCUCGCCUCGGGCUGUCAUUCACGGCGUUGCUCGUCUUCGAGCGCCAUGUCCACGAGCCGGCUGACACCAUAAGGCGCGCACUGUCGCGUGCUCUCGUUCUCUACUACCCUUUAGCCGGCCGCCUCGCCGUCGCCGGCGACGGCAGCGGCGACGUGCUGUUCUCGUGCACCGCCGAGGGUGUGCUGUUCGUCGCUGCGGCGGCGGCGAGCUGCACCCUGGAGGACGUCGGCUUCCUUCGAGCGCCGCUGGUGAUACCACCGGCCGACCUCGCCGGCCGGUACGGCGGCGAGCAAUGCGGGAUGUCUGACCCGCUGGCGAUGGUGCAGGUGACCGAGUUUGCGUGCGGCGGGUUCGUCGUCGGGGUGACGUGGAACCAUGGCGUCGCUGACACCUGCGGGGUGGCGCAGUUUCUGCGAGCCGUCGGCGAGCUCGCCUCCGGGGCGCCGUCGCCGUCCGUGGUUCCGGUCAGGUACGACCCGUCCAUGCCUGACAUCCCGCUGCAGCUGGACGCCGGCGUGCUACGGGCGGGCGGCGGCGCCGUCUUGAAGCACGUCGACUUCGCCUACUGCGACAUUACCAUCCCAUGGAGCUUCGUCAACCGCGUCAAGGCGGAGUUCGUGAGCCAGCACGGCGGCGGCCGGCGCCGCUGCUCCGUGUUCGACGUGGUCACCGCCGCGAUAUGGCAGUGCCGGACCCGCGCAAUCCGCGGCCGCUGCAGCGGCGGCGAUGCCCCCGUAGCGCUCUUCUUCGCGGUCAACGUGCGGAAGCUCGUCGGAGCCAGGGACGGCUACUACGGCAACUGCAUCACGCGGCAGGUGGUGGUCGCCACGGCCGACGCGGUGGCGAGCGGCGGCAUCGUCGAUGUGGUGAAGCUCAUCAACGACGCCAAGGAGCGGGUGCCGGAGGAGCUCCUCCGGAGCAAUCAGGACGCCGACGGCGGCGGGCACCUCGUCGGCGCGCACCGCCGCCUGUACGUGGCGAGCUGGGGUGGCCUCGGCCUCGACAUGGUCGACUUCGGCGGCGGGGGGCCCGCGAGGGUGAUCCCCAACAUGGAGGUGACGGUGAUGCCGUCCUGCUUCCCGUGCCUGCCGUGCUCGAGGAUGGACGGCGACGGCGACGGCGGCGUGAACGUGGUGGCGUGGUGCGUGACGGACGAACACGUCGAUGUGUUUCGGGCUGAGUUGGCGAGGCUCCGAUGA
Molecule: messenger RNA, 1299 nt
Organism: Oryza brachyantha (malo sina)
Lineage: Eukaryota; Viridiplantae; Streptophyta; Magnoliopsida; Poales; Poaceae
Product: acyl transferase 15-like
Exons: 1
Coding region: 1-1299 (432 amino acids)
Source: RefSeq, a predicted model, not a curated record